AUGGACUUGAUGCUGAUCCUGAUUACCCUUUCUCUCCUCGAAGGUUUCCUGCUGCAGCGCGCAGACUUCGUGGAUCUCACCUUCCGUACUGCUACGUUGGGCUCAUUGGGGGUCAAUCUUGUGCUCGUAAUCAUCUGGAACACCUUGAUCUAUCCUUAUUUUGUCACUCCAUUGCGCCAUCUCCCAACAAUCUCGGGCAAUCUCAAUAAUGCCCGUAUUGUUUUCGACGAUCCCCGCGGCCGGUUACCACUGGAGUGGAUGAAGACUGUUCCUAACGAUGGCCUGAUCCACUUCCGCGAUAUUCUCAAUCCCUUACUCGACAUCAUGAGCACCAACACGUACGACUUUGAAAAGCCCUGGCGGGCACGCAGCUUCCUCGCCCGUAUUAUAGGUUUUGGACUCAUUUUGUCGGAGGGCAGUGCGCACAAAAAGCAGCGCCGUGCUCUAACCCCAUCUUUCAAUGUUAAGAAUAUUAGAGCGUUAUACUCAUUGAUGUGGGAGAAAACCGGGCUCUUGAUGGACGAGUUGGAGAAAGAGAUCAAACAGAACCCGAUGGAUGGCACUAAUGCGGAGAGUGGAGAAGGAAAGAUUGAGAUGAGUGUCUGGGCAAGCCGGCUCACCCUGGAUAUCAUCGGGCCGGCCGCGAUGGGUCGCGAUUUCCGCUCUCUCCACAACCCCGAGAAUAAAGUGGCUGACAGUUUCUUGGCUAUCCUGGAACCGACUAAGGAGAAGAUGGCCUUCUUGGCCGUCAACUUUGCUCUGCCACAAUGGUUUGCCCGUCGCAUCCCCUGGCGCUUAAACAAAGUAGUCAAUGAUCAGACCGGGUUUCUGCGUGAUCUGUGCAGAGACAUUGUUCAUGAGAAGCGGGCUUCCAUCGCAUCUACGAAGGCGACGGCCAAGGAACUGGAGGCCGAUAUUCUUGGCACCAUGAUGUUGGGCGGCGAUUUCACAGAUGACGAGUUGAUCGACCAAAUGCUGACCUUCUUGGCUGCUGGGCAUGAAACCACUGCGAGUGCCUUCACCUGGGCCUGCUAUCUUCUUACCCUUUAUCCUGAUAUCCAGGAACGCCUUCGUGCCGAAAUUCGUGAGCGUAUCCCAUCCGGCAACGAUCCCAUCACCUGGAGUGACCUCGAGACGCUUCCGCUUCUCAACGGUGUGUGUCAGGAAGUCCUCCGUCUGUAUCCAACGGUCCCCAUGACUAUACGCGAAGCCGUUCGUGACAGCAUGGUAGCUGGCACACACAUCCCAAAAGGGACCCGGAUCCUUCUGUGCCCAUAUGCCAUUAACCGCAGCCCAGAGUUCUGGGGGGAUGACGGGGAAGAGUUCAGGCCGGAGCGCUGGAUCGACACUGACAAGAAUGGUCAGCUUGUCACCAACAACACCGGCGGAGCGUCGACAAACUUUGCACAGAUCACUUUUCUCCACGGACAGCGCUCAUGUAUUGGGAAGGAUUUCGCCCGGGCUGAAUUGCGUUGUGUAGUCGCUGGUGUCGUUGGCCGUUUCCGUUUCGAGAUGCAGGACCCUAAGCAGAAAAUCCAUAUCGCCGGUGCUGUGACGACUAAGCCGGUGGAAGGGAUGCAUUUGAAGAUGAGCAGGGUGGAUGACUGGUGA
Molecule: messenger RNA, 1611 nt
Organism: Aspergillus nomiae NRRL 13137
Lineage: Eukaryota; Fungi; Ascomycota; Eurotiomycetes; Eurotiales; Aspergillaceae
Product: cytochrome P450
Exons: 5
Coding region: 1-1611 (536 amino acids)
Molecular function (GO): iron ion binding; oxidoreductase activity, acting on paired donors, with incorporation or reduction of molecular oxygen; monooxygenase activity
Source: RefSeq, a predicted model, not a curated record